UUUAGAACGCAGCAGCUGACAGCAGCUGAUGCGUAAAGAUGGCCGGUACAACGACAAACGACACGAGCGGAUAAGCUCGUUUCAUGUCGCAUCACCGAGUCAUCUGGAGUCAUCUGGAGUCGUCUAGCGUCGCUAGCAAUCUCUGAUCUCGCCCAAGCCGGCGCCGGCUCGACAAUGUCGGGACGUUCGUUUCGCAUCGUUCGGAGGAGCAUCGGAAAAGGGACGAGAUGAGCCUGGUAGUGGAGACAACGACGGCGGCGGCGAUUACUUUUUCUACAAUGAUACUGGCCUUGCCGCGACACUGCAGAUGUUGCAGAUGUUGCAGAUAUUGCAGAUACUGCAGAUACUGCUGUAGACACCACAGACGUCGUACGCACCGUCGCGAUUGAGUGCAGUCGACACCUUCUCCGAGACCGAGUUCAGUGGCGGUACAAUGGCUUACGACUCGCGCAACGUAGCCAAGUACGCACCAAACGCUCCGCAGCGGCCCACUGGAUACGCUUACUCCGGCCCUCCGUCGCAGCAUUUCCAACAAACCGACGAAAAUCGGAACGAGAGCAAUCUACGUGGCAGCAAAGAGCUCUGUCCGCAACAGUCGUCCGGCACGCAGACCGUGCAAAAAGUGGAUGCCGCGACCAUGACGGACCCUCUGCAAAUUGAUUUUAGGCUCACCUCCGAAUACCUGGCGCGUUGCUCCAGUACGUUAGGUUUACCGUACGUCGCCAAGUAUGAGGAUUGCGGCAGCAAUUCCACGACCAUGUGUCCAGAAGUCAGGCCAAAACUUGAAUUUGAAAUCGAGCCACAGCACAUUAAUGGUAUCUUGGUUUACCAUUGCCCCGAGUGCGCGUACAGAUUUGACGAUCGGGAGACGCUUCACGAACAUCUAGAGGAUCAUAAGCAAAGACCGCACAUCUGUGAUAUUUGUGGGGCGAGCUUGAAGCGGAAGGAACAUUUGGAUCGUCACAAGCAAGGCCACAACAAGGACAGACCGUAUCAGUGUAACAUGUGUUGUAAGGCGUUCAAACGUAACGAACACUUGGCGCGCCACAUGAUCACUCACUCGGGUAGCAAAAAUCAAAUCUGUACCGAGUGUGGUAAAGCUUUCUACAGAAAAGACCAUUUGAAGAAACAUUUGCAAAGUCACAACGGUGCUCGAGGCAAACAUUCGAGUAUUUCGCUAAGCAACCCCAACGAUCAGCAGCCGAGCGACCAAGGACUGACAAUGAGUAGUUUCGCUAUGAUGAUGAGGCAGUCUGGGCCUCCUCCACUUUCAAUUCUACGUACAUAGUUAUUACGCCUAUACUAUAAUUACCUGCAUCCAUUCUUAUAUCCUUGUCUAUCAAGCAGAAAAACUUUACUUUUACCUAUUCUUAGUGAUUUCUCAUUUCCCUCUAUUACCUGUAAUGAGCUUUCUGCGAAACAUACCUAUUGGCAAAAUGUGGGCAUCCAAGAUAACUUCUUGUUAAUAUAACCCACGUUCCUAACCAAGUAUAUCUUAUUGCUACAUAUUUUGUCAACAGGUAGACAAGAUUAUGAUAAUGUUAUCCAUUUUCUAAUAUCCUUUAUAAUACACUAUACGUGUAGCAAGUUGUCUAUAUCGUGAGAAUGUACCUGUUGGGAGGGAAGGGAUUUUUCUUUAAGCUUCAACAAGUCGACAUCAAAAUUCAUUUCGCCCUUUACUCUUGAAAGAAAUGCCCUUCUUUUCGGAGAAACUUUGAGAGAAAAAACAAGUAUCAUCAGUUUCGCUUCCACCAAGCUACUACACUCUUAUAAACAGAAUCGAGUUGGACAUUUUAUCCUUACUGCUGUUUCUUGCCAUUAUUUGCGUUCCCUCGAGAGAUCAAUUCGCAAACUAGACAUCAUCACACGAGACAAUAGAAAUCAAUCGAGAAACACGUUAAAUUCCUUCUGUCCCAAGCGGAGAAGACAGGAUGACGCCAAUACAAUUUGGUAGCAACGCAAUAAAGUGUCGUUUCUAAAAGUU
Molecule: messenger RNA, 1984 nt
Organism: Vollenhovia emeryi
Lineage: Eukaryota; Metazoa; Arthropoda; Insecta; Hymenoptera; Formicidae
Product: zinc finger protein 616-like
Exons: 4
Coding region: 434-1288 (284 amino acids)
Biological process (GO): regulation of transcription by RNA polymerase II
Cellular component (GO): nucleus
Molecular function (GO): DNA-binding transcription factor activity, RNA polymerase II-specific; RNA polymerase II cis-regulatory region sequence-specific DNA binding
Source: RefSeq, a predicted model, not a curated record